Molecule: messenger RNA, 10058 nt
Organism: Ictalurus punctatus (channel catfish)
Lineage: Eukaryota; Metazoa; Chordata; Actinopteri; Siluriformes; Ictaluridae
Gene: fut9a
Product: fucosyltransferase 9a
Exons: 3
Coding region: 704-1810 (368 amino acids)
Cellular component (GO): membrane
Molecular function (GO): alpha-(1->3)-fucosyltransferase activity
Source: RefSeq, a predicted model, not a curated record
GAAAAAAAACAAACAAACAACAACCUCACACGACCUGAUCAUUAUAGCCUUUAAUAGUGUUCCUAUUAAAGUGACCGGUGAGUGUAACAUACAGUAGUGUCAGUAGAUCAGUUUGUUAGGUCAUGUGAUCAUAUGAAAUCUGUGAAAUCUAAACAACAGGAAGGAGAUUACUGCUGCAUGAGAGCGCUAAGAUUCACAGAACCGCAUUGAAGAGACAAUACACGCACACGCACACACACACAACACACGCACACGCGCGCGCGCGCGCACGCACGAGGACCGACAAACGCAUUACUGACAGAUAUCCACCGCGACAUGGCUGUUCAUCAGGAUUCACAUGUGAUGCUCGGAGACGCAGGGAGACGGCAUGGCUGGGAGAUGCUGGCUCGGUGCGGGCAGUGGUAGAACACCUUGGCUCUGGGUUCCCAGUCGCAUGCGCGCGCUGUGUGGGAGAGCCGCAGAGAUGGAAAUGGACGGAUGGUGAUGAUGCUGCUGCUCCUUUCAGUCCUCUAGGUUUUAUUUCAGACAAACCAAGGCGAUGGGACCUACACUGAGAAAACUUUCCAAGACACUUCCAGGACUGGACCGAAUGAAGAUUCAGAUGUGUUUAAUUCUUCAUAGCUACAUUUUGCUUUGUUACUGUUAAAAAUAAAAAGAGGCAAAGAGUUGGUCCGAAGCACCUGCUUUGCAAAACCCUUUCUGAAUGACUGCAAAACUUCCAGGCCAGAGUAUGCCAUCUGCACCUACACACAGGAUUCUGCGACCCCUCCUGCUUGGCACCUUCUUAUUGGGCUGUUUUGUGACACUGUUUUUGAUGUACAUCAAGCCGUCUACUAGCUGGUUAUCAGGCCCUGUUGAAUCAGAAACAUCCACGGCUCGAGUAAAGAGCCUCCUGUCGAACAGAAGCGAGCAGAACCAGACCACAGUGCUUGUCUGGCUUUGGCCAUUUGGGGAAACCUACGACCUGAACGUGUGCGGCUCCCUGUUCAGCAUCGACAACUGUUUUAUAACCGCCGACCACAACCUUUAUAACAAAUCCGAUGCAGUCGUCAUCCACCACAGGGACAUUAGCACCGAUCUGUCCAACAUGCCGCCAGCGUAUCGGCCUCCUCUGCAGAAAUGGAUCUGGAUGAACCUUGAGUCGCCAUCGCAUUCUUCCCAGUUACCCGGCAUCGAGAACCUGUUCAACCUGACCCUGAAUUACCGUCAGGACGCCGAUAUUGAGGUGCCUUAUGGCGCCAUUGUCGCUUCCCAAGGCGAGGAAGGUUUUGUGCCACCGAGCAAGAACAAGCUGAUCUGCUGGAUCGUGAGCAACUGGAACCCGGAUCAUGUGCGAGUGAAGUACUACAAUGAACUGUACAAGCACGUGGAGAUCCACGCCUACGGCCAAGCGUUUGGCGAGUACAUAUCGGACCAGGACUACUUCCCUACCAUCGCCAGCUGCAAAUUCUACUUGGCGUUUGAGAACUCGAUUCACAAGGACUACAUCACGGAGAAACUGUACAACCCGCUCUCAGUUGGCACGGUGCCAGUAGUUUUAGGCCCACCGAGGGAGAAUUAUCAGAAUUUCGUAGAGGGCGAUGCUUUCAUCCACGUGGACGACUUCUCCUCUCCCAAAGAGCUGGCUGAUUAUCUUUUACUUCUGGACAAGAACGAGGAACUUUACUUGAGGUAUUUUGACUGGCGUAAACACUUUAAGGUAAAGAAAGCCUAUUUCUGGGCUGAACAUACUUGUCUCGCGUGUGAUUAUGUCAGAAGACACAAUGAGUACAAGGCGUUUAAUAAUCUCGACAAAUGGUACUGGGGUUAAUCUGGAUUUGUGCUGAUUGGUUGACUGGAUGGCACUGAUAUAAGAGGUUGCUACCAUAUUUUCCAGGCUAUAAGAUACAUUUUUAGCCCUUUAUGAGGUAAGACAAAUACAACAAACUGCCGUGCAUGCUAUCAUUUUUGUAUGUACCCAAUUCUGAACGUUUCGAAGGUAGACCUGCUGUUCCAGCUUUUCUUUAGGAAAACAUUGCAUUCCCAGUGUUCGCUUUAGAGUUAGCAUAACAGUGAAAAUCGUUGUAAGGACGGACAUAAGGAUGUUUUACUCUGUGAGAUUUUCAUCACUGGUAAUCAGGGGUGUCUAUACCAGGCUAUUACCAGGUCGUUCGUGUAUUUUUGUUUGUUUGUUUGUUUUUUUUUGUUUUUUUAAUCAUACAUAUCAAAGUUGUCUGGUGGAAGAACUGGUUCAACAACCAGAACUUUACAUAUUUUAGCAAAACGAAUGAAUCAUUUGGUGUGAUUGUUUAAGCGAAAUGGACUUUAGGGCAUGUUACUUAAUCCCACUGCCUGCUGCACUACACUCAUCAGCUGUGGUGUGAUAAUAAACGGCUGCCUUGCGGUUAAACAUAUCACGAGACUAGCUGAGACUAGACUAGAGACUCGAAUGACUUUUACAUGCAAUGGGAGGUGAAAAAAAAAUCACAGCUCAUAGCCGAAACGUUGGCCGGUGACUUGCUGACAUUUUGUCAAGAGCGCAAACACAAUCUGCUACAUUUUCUGGGAAACCAAACCAUAGGACUAGGCAGCAAACUGGAGUGUCCAAUAACAGACAUAUCCUUUGUCCACUGAGGACUUAGUGGUUACACAUUUUGCUUCGCACCUCGGGGGUCAGGAGUUCAAAUCCCGCCUUUUUUCUGCAUGUUCUUCGGGGGUUCAGGUUUACUCCCCCCGGUCCAAAGACAUGCGUUGUAGACUGACCGGCAUUUCCAAAUUUUCUGUAGUGUGCGAUUGUGCCCUGCGCUGAUUUGGCACCCCAUCCAGGAUGUCUCCUACCUUGUGCCCUGAGUUCCCUGGGAUAGGCUCCAGACUCCCCCCGCAACCCUGUGUAGGAUAAUCGGUACGGAAGAUUAAAUGGAUAGGACGGACGGAGCUUUUGUGCUUUUGCUGUUACCAACUGUGAACGAAUUGCUUAUGACACGCUCCGAUUUAGUGACAUUGUGACCAAAGACAGACAAGUUCCGGCAAUGCCAUGAAUUUUGGACCAAAGUCUCCGAAUGUCGUCACGGUGUUGCAUCGCAGGCGUCAUAUUGUGAGGGAACAAUAAUCAUAUAAUAUGACUCUAAGCACGGAUAUCACACAGUCUGCCACAUUUUAUUGGCCUCACGUACCAUGUUGUACCAUGUGACACACAAUAAACCUAUAAAACCUUAGUGCACAGUCUAAAGCAGACUUUAGAGACAUUUUUAAGCAUUACAGUGGGAUUAAGAUCAGAGCUAAAGCAAAACAGCUCAGAUAGAAUAUAUAUAUAUAUUUGAACUAGAGCGACACGAAACCACUAAACUUGUCCGAUACGAGUUCCGCAUACAAUUAAAUCGCUUUAGUAUUUUACUUUUGCGUACACGGUGAAGCCUACAGAAUUUUAGAGAAGAGUCUCAUACAUAAGCGGAACUUAUCAUCUGGAAAAUAUGGUAAAUCAAUGCGAACGAGGAACGUGUGCGUCAUGUGCUUGGACUGCUCCGGUUUAUUUUUGUAAAAUGAAGCGGGAUAUUAAUUUAUUUUGAUAGUCAUGCUGAGCACUUUCCAUAUUUAUUCAUUUGACUGCAGAGAGCAUAUUUUAUAAUGUGAUAACCUUUGUGACUGUUUUGUUUUCUCAAUGCCUUAUUUAUCAGGUUUCACAUUUGUCGAUGGUGAUUUAAAAAAAAAAAAAAAAAAAAAAACACGGGAAAAAAAACAACCAAACAACGGUCAUUCCACGUUUACAUCCAACUGACUCGAUCGUAAACGACUCCAACAGAGAAAAUAAGUGUUGAAUAGAAAAUAUCUGUGUAUUAUUUAUUCCACUAUGAUAUAGCGUAUGUGUGGUGUUUGUCAAGUAUGCAGUGUUUACAGAUCUGGGAAUUGUGUAUGUGUUGUCCAUUGCUGUAACUAGUGCAAUGUCUGAAUUAGACUUUUCUUUUAAAAAAAAAAAAAAUGUUUAUUUUGGUCAUAAUUUUCUUUGGAUGGUACUGGCACGGUCAUGAACGGCUCAUGACCUUGCUAAAGCAUCAGCGCACUGUUAUUCAUUCGUAAUCGGCCACGACGUGUGCUUUCAUCACCAGCACCAGUGCUAUACUCUCAUAUCGAUAUACGUCGAAACACACCGUCAAACGUCAGAAAUAUCAUCUGUUGAAAACGUUUCUUUGGUUAAUUAGGAGUGUUUGGAAACUUAACAGCGUGAUAAGCAGAGAACACACCGUAAGAUCACAGUUUUACUGACAUACUACGUACUAGGGCUGCAUCAAUACUGAUUCCGGCACUUCUGAUUCCGUACUUAGAGUAUAAAAAGUGCUCUGAUAGGCUACCGGCAUCCGAUAGCCGGUGAUGCUACGUGACUUAAGCCUAGCGCGUGUAGUUGCGCUAAACGACAAGCAAUACCGUAGUUCACGAUUAAUGAUCUAAACAAAGCAGACUGCGAUCUGUGCUCUGUGAAAAUAUCGAGAGGUGAAACCACAGCAUCUUCCUACUAUACAACUAACCUGAUAGAACAUCUUAAACAUGAAAAUAAGCACAACGAUCUUGUCGCGAGUGGCACACGGCGACACCUUACACUGCAGCAAAUGGUAGCUAGGGCAAUAAAAAAUGUCUACACAAAAAUAAAAUGUAAAAAAUCCCACUUGAAGCAAAACAACAAAGCAUUUACAGCGGCAGAGCUUUUUUCAGAAGUGAAACGACACCGUCUGUUCUUCACUGCAAUCCCACUCGAGCUUAAGUUUCCAACGUAGCUAGCUAAUUCGCGUGAUGUUAGCUAGCUACGAUUUUACUUCAUCAAUAAGCAGCUAGCGAACGUCAUAAAGUGCAAGUGUAGCAGCUUGAGUGCAGGAAUAUGCACAUGUACGCCUUUCAUGGUGAAUAUGUAAAGCAGGGGAAACAAAAACGGAGCUAAAUUACAUGUCCUGUGAUGUCCCUGAUUGAGUAAUACUAAGUCAGGACAACAUUAAAUACCGUCUAAAGGUGACAUCUUUGCUUUUGGCGUUAAUUGUGAUAUGUGUACGUGUUUUGCAGAUGGCUGUUCAUAUUUCUCACGGAUCGGUUGCUGUCCACAUAAAUUAACACUACGUCUAAAUAUCAACGCCGGGGGUUGAGCAGCUGCCGUGACGCAAACUACGAACUAAUUUGGCUUCAACGCCUACGCACGUACCAACCUAGCGUCUUUAUUCCUUUCUUUCCGUUUCGUCACGUGAGCUUCGUCAGUCCACUCCGUGAACACUGAGCAGCAAAUCACAAUACAGCAAAGAUCCGUAUCUGAUGUUAUGGUGACGGCGAAAAACACCGAUCCGUCAGAACAAAAAGCAUUUAUUUCGCGAGCGUCAAGAUCAACGCACGCUGAAAAAGAAAUCGGUUUAUUGACCUGUUGACUAAUAGUGACAGAUUUCAGUUAUAUCGUUCUAUGUUUUCUCUGAUAAAAAUGAAGCACUAUAUUAUUACUUAGCAUCAAAAUUUAGCAAAGGCUAAAUGCAGCAAGUGUUGCCAAACUGUAUGCACUGGAAUAGCGUAACAUUUUUUGUAGCAUUUUAGCAUUUAGCAUUUUUUUCCUUCACUUUAUACGAUCGCAGCCCUCCAUUAUCGCUGUCCUGAUUUCAAUGCUGUGCUAUUUUUUUUUAUAUUUUUAAAAAAAUAUGAAAUCAAGAGCACAAGUCCAUUAUGCAAAUGUAUGCAUGCGUGUCGGAUCGCGCACUACUCAUACACAUUCGUAAGAGUUUAUGAUACGAGGCCCUGUUAUUUGGGGGACAUUCAUAAGACAGUUCAUGGACUUCUAUUGUAGAUAUUGUUCUUAUGAAGAGAGAAAUGUCGUUCUCUACUGCUCUAUUCAUAAACACUAGCUUAGCGAAUGUGUUCAGUGCCAAAGCUGUUCUCUUGAUUGUUUUUCUCUGAUCUGCUUUUACUGUGAAAGGCUAUUUUUGCAUAAGUGUAAUCUAACAAGUACUGUAUGAUACAUUUACAAAGGAAUAUCAUAUGAAUGCACGCACAUUACUGAAGCGCUCUGCUUUGUGUUCCUCUACUCAUUUCAGCUGACUGAUAAUGGGGGAUUCCACGAUUGUGGCAGCAUUUAGCCCUUUUCAACAUUGGAACUAACAAAACAUGCAUUUAACGAUUAAAAAAGAAAUGUGUUAACGGAUAAAUCCUGUUUUUUUUAGAAUCGGCAAAAUGACUAAAUGCGGUUAACUAGCAUCCAGGAAUGCUUUGCUUAAUUUUCUUUCAAUUAAUGAUUUAAUUUCAGUCUCUGAUUCGGGUUAGACGAUUUGUACUUUUCAAAGCAACUGCAGCAGUCAGUAUCGCAAUAUCAUUAAAAAAAAAAUAAAAAAAUCCAGAGAGAAGUAUGAGACUUACUUUUCUUCUUCUCGUGAUCUUCAGGAAACUCAGACGAAGACUUCCUGUUGAACACGUGACUUUUUGGAAUGUUCCAAACAUAGAUUUCAUAGAGGCGAAUGUGUUACAGGUAACACCGUUGGAUUAAACGAAAAUGUAAUAUUUUUCAUAAUCGAUAAUGGGUUAUUAAUGGAAAAGGAUGCUUUUUGAAGUAUUUUAAUUGUAGUUAUUGUGGGCUGGUGUAGGCAAAAAUAUAGUUUUGUUGUGCUGGGAUACACAAAUUAAAGUUUUGUUGGGCUGGGAUUGGGCAAAAAUGCUAUUUAUUGGAAUCAGGUAGGCCUUGAUACAGUUUUGUUGAACUGCGAUGGGGAAAAAAAAACUUUUUCGGGGGGUAGGAUAGGCAAAAAUACAGUUUUAUUAGGCUGGAAUGGGUAAAAAUGCAAUUUUUUAGGCUGGUGUAGGCAAAAAUACAGUUUUGUUGGGCUGGGAUGGGUUAAAAUACAGUUUUGUUGGGCUGGGAUGGGUAAAAAUGCUAUUUUUUGGGCUGGUGUAUGCAAAAAAUAUAGUUUUGUUGUGCUGGGAUACACAAAUUAAAGUUUUGUUGGGCUGGGAUUGGGCAAAAAUGCUAUUUAUUGGGCUGGGGUAGUCAUUAAUACAGUUUUGUUGAGCUGUGAUGGGAAAAUUAGGGGAGUAGGAUAGGCAAAAAUACAGUUUUAUUAGGCUGGAAUGGGUAAAAAUGCUAUUUUUUGGGCUGGUGUAGGCAAAAAUACAGUUUUGUUGGGCUGGGAUGGGUUAAAAUACAGUUUUGUUGGGCUGGGGGAUUCAAAAAUACAAUUUUGUUUGGUUGAGAUGUGUAUAAAUACAGUUUUGUUGGGCGGGGAGGGGCAAAAAUACGGUUUUGUAAGUUAUUUAUCUGAAACAUGCACACUGGAAGCUGUAAAGGACAUUUUACCCGUGUCUAAAUGUAAUACCCGUGGGACAUAAACAGCAGCCCAAUCAUGGAAUCACCCACACACAAAUCAAUCACAAGAGCCAGAUUUCCAGCACAGGCCAACAUUGAUGUACAGAGUUAGGACCCACAUUGUUUUGGAUGCUCAUUUUGUUCCAUAAACGCACUACGGUGUUCUGUUAUUGCCGUUUCUUUACUCUCCUCAAACUGAUGCUAGUUUAACAGUGCAGUUGCUUACGGUGUCUGUGUUGUGUCUGUAUUUUGUGAUCUAAUGUUGAUUCAAUGCAAGACCUUUUUUUUUGGAUAAAAGGUGUUACUUCAGACACACACACACACACACACACACACACACACACACACACACACACACAGUAGACACUGUAGACAGUGUACACAAUACAAAUGGACAACGUUUUCUGAUAAAUCUGUCAAAUUUGCUCACGGAGAAUCAGCUGUGAUCACACCAUGACGUGUGAGGAGCUUGAAACUGCAGCCGCUGGACGCUCUGAACACAAACAAAUGCACUGAACUAGACAAAAGUGGAGACGAAGCUUGACUGUGAAAGCUGAUGGGACAUCCUCCUCGAGCGAAACAAUAAUCGCGAGUGAAAUGUGAAUGGAUUCAGGACAGUCUUUAUUUAUUACUGCUCAGCUUUUCGUUGCCCCUGCGGCGCUUGAACACUGACUCGAAAGAGGCCCCGGAGGUGACGGGAACCGGAAUAAAAGAAAAACCCACAACAACUUUUAUAUAUCUGGUCUUGUGUUUAAAUACCAACUCUUUGUGAAAAAGGAUGUUAUUGCUUCUUCACUGGAUCGUCCUGCUUUUCUUUCUCUCUGAACUCUAUCUAGUUCUCUCUGUGAGGUCUUGGUUCCCUUUAACAAACUGUCUUUGCAUUCAGAGUGUGUUAUUUGUGUGUGUGUGUGUGUGUGUGUGUGUGUGUGUGUGUCCCCGACCGAGUGCCCAUGCUGCAUCAUAUAUCACAUACAGAGUGUUUCUCUAUGCAUUAUGCGUCUGACGUGUACGACUGGACGGAUUUUUUUCUGAACCUGAUCAUGGCAAGAAAUUUUACCAAAACAUUGUUUGCCAAAUGAUUUAGAUGUCUGAUGUCUGUUAGUGUCCUGAAAAUAAAUCGUCUGAUUUAAAUGACAUCUGUGUUACAUGGUAUUUAGUGUAAAAUACAUCCUGAAUGCUGAUGGGAUUAAGGACUAGAUAUGAGUAAACGUGCAAAAGUUCACACAACUCGGAUUUUAAAUCAUCUAUUCACAAAAAUAUAUAACGAGUUCAGCAUGCACGGGGAGGAUUUAAAAACAGAAUUGCAUGCGCUCAAACCUUAAGACAUAGCAGAGUUAAGCGCUAUUCAGAAAUGAUGCGAGAGGUACACACGUGGGGUGGAGUUUGUGUAAAACGGAGGCGUGUCUUGUGAUUCUCGCUAACGUAAGAGCAUUUUUCUGGCUCAGUAUCGGCUCUGGUGAGUCCGGGACCAUUGUCUGACAGUUUUAUGUAACCACGAUAAAUCAUGCUGAGGUUUAGGUUUCGGCCUGUAAAUAUGAGGGCAAUAUUGAUUACAUAAAUUUGACACUUCAUCAAUUAAUAGUAUUAAAACUGGGAUAAAAUAGCCGACUUCCAGUGUAAAAAUGAUGAUCUCUUGACGUCGAUUUAGCACUACGUUAAAUUUUGCGCACAAUUAACUGUCAGUACACGAUAUAUAAAGUAAAAAAAUUCAAAAUAAAACACUAAAUAUAAUUUUUGUGUGUGGAAGCCAUUUUUGUUCAAUUAAACCACGUGUGUAUAGAAUAAUGUGAUAAUUAGGGGGCGCCAUAUUGUUACUCUAUCUUUUUCUUCUUCUUAUGGCUAGGUUGUCUAUGGCAGCCCAUAGAACCAUUUGGUAAAAAGUUGUGAAAUUUGGCACACUGAUUGGGCGGGGUCUAAGGAAUAUUCUGACCAAAUUUGGGCCAAGGACUGCGAACGCUUUAGCACCACCAUUGGGUCAAAUUUGGGCCUAAUUUGGAAGUACGUUUAUGGUCAUAACUUACGAACCAUCUGUCCAGAAUUUAAAAGCCAGGCAUCCGCGGAUUCCCUGAGCUGAGAUGCUUAAUUAGAUUUUCCACCGUCUUGGAUUCUAUUCCUUCGUUACUCCUCCGACAAAUUUUGUCCGAUCAUUACCAAAUUUGGCAAACCUUAUUUCAGAGUAAGCCUCGGAAACGUUUACAGAAGAAUUUUGAAUCCUCCAAAUGGUUUGUCCGUAAAGGGUCGACGAAUCUCACGGCGACGCUUCCAAACAGAAAGUGAGGCUGUAUCCCAGGAAGAACUUCAAGUUCUUCAGGACCAUGACCUGAGCCUAGGCAACGAGUUUCCUGACAGCGCCGCUUACUGGUCAAAAGUUACGUUGGAAUUAAUACGCUUCCAUCCGUGUUCCAUUUUUGCUAAUCGUCCAAAAUUUGUCCAACCAGACGUGGCUCACAUCAUCGUGAGACCUGUCUAAACAACUGUCUACUGCCAUUCUAGCCAUUCAGUGCGCUAUCUUACAGACAACACAUGACUGAGUGGGUUUAAUAUCAAGUAGCAUUUUUACAGAGUAAUUUUUAAUGAAAAAAACAAACAAACAAAAACAAUAUAAGACAGAUAAAAAGGCCCAGACUGAUGUUUUUAAAUUGCAAGCAGAAAAAAAAUCCCGCUACACACGUCCCCGUGUAAGGUGUUACUGUAGAAAUGAUCAUAUAUUAGAAUUCAGCAUCACCGUGGUAUAAACUUUCAGAAAUUGCCCACUUUACCUCGCUGA